Messenger RNA from Adineta steineri, 348 nucleotides. Lineage: Eukaryota; Metazoa; Rotifera; Eurotatoria; Adinetida; Adinetidae. The record is from the annotation of a GenBank genome assembly.
AUGUUUUAUCGUUCAGUAUCCAAGUACGAUGUCAAAUAUACGUUAUAUAUUGGAGACGGAGAUGCCAAAGUUCAUAAGUGUUUACUGGAAAGUCCUCCAUAUUCUAACGUGAAGAUAAAAAAAAUCGAAGAUGUUAACCGUUUUGCCAAGCGUAUGUUAGCUCGUAUCAAUAAGAUCAAGCAAGAUGAUAAUAAAACAACAAUAUUGUCAGAUGGUAACAAACUGCAUGGAAAAGGUCGAAUGAAUGAUGGUCCAGCUAUAAAAUUCAAGAUCUAUUUUGGCAAGGCUAUCCGUGAAGACAAAUCUAAUCUCGAUGAUAUGUGUAAACGAUCAUGGGCUAUUUUCUAA